UAGGGCGGCGCAUGCGCAUGCAAGAGGGCUCCGAGCUGGGCCUGCUCCGAGCUGGAGCGGGUGGGAGCGGGCCCGCUGGGCACCAUGCUGUCACCCGAGGCCGAGCGGGUGAUGCGCUACCUGGUGGAGGUUGAGGAGCUCGCGGAGGAGGUGCUGGCCAACAAGCGACAGAUCGUGGACCUGGACACCAAAAGGAACCAGAACCGGGAGGGCCUGCGAGCCCUGCAGAAGGAUCUCAGCUUUUCUGAAGAUGUGAUGGUUUGCUUCGGGAACAUGUUUAUCAAGAUGCCCCACCCUCAGACGAAGGAAAUGAUUGAGAAAGAUCAGGAUCAUCUGGAUAAAGAAAUAGAGAAACUGCGGAAACAACUUAAAGUGAAGGUCAACCGUCUCUUUGAAGCCCAAGGCAAACCAGAACUGAAAGGUUUUAACCUGACGCCCCUCAACCAGGAUGAGCUUAAGGCCCUCAAGGUCAUUUUGAAAGGAUGAUUUUCAAGAACCAAGAUGGGGACCUAAGACCAUCAAUCCCUUCCCCAGGGUUAUGGAGGACCCUGGACUCUCCAAACUUGAAACCUAAAAGGACAGAAUCAACCCUGCAAGGGGACAUGCAUCAGGAAUGGGCCAUGGCUCCAGUAUGAAGCCUCUUUGUCUGUAGUGCUUGGCUGCUCUGAGACGGCAGGAAGGAACCCUCAGCCUGCCAGUGUCCGCUGGGCUUGACCACUGGGCCGGGUGGACACAAGACCCAUUGACAGCCCCCGGUAUCCACCAGUGGGUGGGUGGUGGCAGUGGGGGUGUGAGAAUGAACAUAGCAGCACUUCUGACAAUGGCCCGCUGUCCAGAUGGGACACGGCAGUGAAGAAGGGCAAGGGAAGAGUGGGAGCUUCAUUCCAGCAUUCCUCUCAGACAGGGAGACAUUUCCAAGCCGUGUGUGUAACAGAAUUGGAAGAAAACAAAGCGCACGAGUGGUUUCUGAAGGAAGGACUGAACCCUGUGCUUUGUGGUUCACCACAGCCAUCCACUCCCUUCCCCUCACACACACACACUGCCUCCCUUUGGCCCUUGUUUCCAGUUUGUGCCCCAGGACAGAGUCCAGAGUGGGUGCUGCUUAUCAGCGCUGUGUGCCUGCUCUUUUAGUCAGGAAGGCCUUGCAGCGUCCUGAACUGGUGGUGGGUGAGGAGCUGCCCCCGAACAUUCAUGUGCAUCCAGGGUGCCCUUCUCCUGCCUCUGAAGCAGGGCCUGGGCCAGCAUCUCCCGUCUACCUCCAGGGGUCUCGGGUCCCAUUGAGAACGUGCCGCGAGGGCAAUGCAGCGUCUUUCCUGUUCACUAAAUAAAUGUUGCUCAAUAAAUGUUACCCGGAUGAAUGAGUAGCAUCUUCUGAUCUUUACCUCACUCGGUCCUUGAUCGAGGACACCCUGUGCCCUUAGGAUACCACCUCUGAAGGGGCAGUGGUUCUUGUCUUGAAAUGAUACAGAUUAGACAGCAAGCGUUAAGAUGGGGAGGGCACACCUCACAUGUCUCCUCCACUCGGCUGCAGCUGGUAACUAUGGAAAGACCCACCGCUGUGAUCAGA
Messenger RNA from Talpa occidentalis (Iberian mole), 1567 nucleotides. It is a transcript of the gene PDRG1, whose product is annotated as p53 and DNA damage regulated 1. Bases 85 to 486 code for a protein of 133 amino acids. Gene Ontology annotation, biological process: protein folding. The record is from RefSeq and is a predicted model, not a curated record. The transcript has 5 exons. Gene Ontology annotation, cellular component: prefoldin complex. NCBI's taxonomy places the organism in Eukaryota, Metazoa, Chordata, Mammalia, Eulipotyphla, Talpidae.